Molecule: messenger RNA, 3378 nt
Organism: Psylliodes chrysocephalus
Lineage: Eukaryota; Metazoa; Arthropoda; Insecta; Coleoptera; Chrysomelidae
Source: the annotation of a GenBank genome assembly
AUGCCAAAAGAGUUCUCUAUACCAGAGUCACCUGGGAGAUGCAACGAAUAUAAAACAGUGGAAACACUUAUUAACGUACUCGAAAAGUCUUCAUCAGACUCAUCUUCUGAAAGUGACGUAGACAUGGACAAUACUGUAGUCCCCACCCAAAACAAAGAGUCUGGCGAACUGGAUCAAGCCACAGCGGAUUUUUAUUCAGAGUACCAAAGAGACCAACUUCCCAAAGGUACAUUCAAAACUUUACCCUUCCCAGGUAAUGCAGUAGCAAAGCCACUAGAUUUCGGUGGUAACCCCCACGUAAAUAUCACUGACUGUGUGGGAGGUACUCAAACGAGGGAUGGACUAAGUAGUUCCUCUGCUGGGUACUGCCCCUCACAGACAGUACAACCCCCUAUUCCUACCACCUCCAGGUUAGCAAUGGAAAAUACUACCCUCACACCCGUACAAAACAUCCCCAGAAAAAGGGCUAAUUCAGAUCCGAGAAUAAAAAGGAAAAAGAUCCCGAGUAGUGUAGACAAAAAUAUAUUACAUUACCAAAGCCAAACCUCAGAAGAAGACUCACUGAGUGUUAGAGAAAAAUUUAAUAGGGCCGACAAUUUGCCACACUCCCCAAACAGCUGCUUCGAAUUCCGCAGUGAAAAGCAGAGGGAGGAAUAUGAAAGAGAAAGAGACCUAAAAAAGGCUGAUGAAGAACUCAGCAAAAAUAAAGACGAACAAUUUACAGUACCACGGAAGUUCAGCUCCAAUUUCCACAAAAUGAUUAGGGAAAAGGCUGCCCAAACCCUAACAACCACCAGGAAUGCUUUUCAAGUGCUUACCGACGAAUCUGACUCGGAGAAUGGUACAAAGUUUGUGCCUUUUCAUACCAAAGAAACCCCAACAGUGCCACCAAAGCAACCCGUUGCCAGUACAAGCAACACAAAUAACGCAAAUGACAACAUAAACAAUAAAAAUGCAAACAGAACCAGCAUACACAAAUCGUCAAUGCCACCAAUCGUGAUUGAUGGUAAGACAUCAAAUCCCAACCAGCUAAUAGCCGACCUCAAAGCAAUUGUGCAAGGAGAAUUCAGUGUGAAACACACAAACCGAACCACAAUUCUCUUUGUAGAUGGAAAAGAGGACUAUGAAAAAGUCCUAAAUAACGUGAAAAGUGAGAAAAUGGCCUAUCACACUUACACGGCCUACAGUGAAAAAUCGCAUGCGUUCGUGCUUAGAGGACUGGCUGAGAACACCAAAAUUCAGGACAUUAAGGAGAGCCUCGAAGACGAGCAUGAAAUUGUUGCCCGGGAAAUGUACACCAUGAAAACUAAAGAGCGUCCCCUCUACCUGGUAGUCACUGACCCGGUUAUCACUCUGGAGUACUUGAAUAAGAACGCUAGAAGAGUUAUGCACACCAGAGUGACCUGGGAGUUAAGGAAAUCAGUCAAACAAAUUAUACAUGUUUUCUACAAACUUUCCAAUUAUACGGUCUACACACACAUGGAAGACAGUAUGUCGGACAACGAGCUAGAAAAAAAUCUUGACAACCUCUCCAAAUCUAUCAUACUGGCGGAGCAAGAAAUAGAAAAGACAGGAGUGCUUUCUCGCAAAAGCUCAGUAGCCAGGUCACCAGAGGUAACAAGGCGGCACUCUCUAGCGUCAGAAUCGCCCGAGAAAUACGAAGAGAUGCCAUACCCGGAAACAGCUAGCAAUAAAAGGAAGCGAAUGGAGUUAAAAGUCUCUGAAAAAUCUAAAAAAAGAGACAUGAAAAACGGCACAAAUGAACAAAACCCAGAAGAAACAAGACCCGAAGAAAUGGAAAAAUCAAAACACGAAGAAGAAAACAUACGACAGAACGAGGAGAAAAGGAAAAAAGAUUUAGAAGACGAAAAAAAGAAACAAAUUUUGGAAGCAGAUAGAAAGAAGAAAAUUCUAGAAGAAGAAGAGAAAAGGAAGAAAAUCUUGAUAGAAGAGAAAAAGAAAAAAGAAGAGCAGACAAAAAUCGCGGCAAUAAGUGCGGCUAGUAGCGUGGUACAUAGUGCGGGAGUGAGCGCCAAGACAUCUCAGGUGAGUGGAGAACCAGAAAAACGCGACAAAGACGCAACACCAAAACAAACGAACACACAGACAUUAAUACAAGCUACGACAAAGAACAUGAAAGACAUAAAACAACAAAUCAAAGACGCGGUCACCAGAACGACACCAGAGGGUAGGGGAAAAAUAGCGUUUUCUAUGAAAGAGGAAAAGACUGUUCUAAUAGCGGUAGAUGACAUAUCGAACAUGUACACGGACAUUUUGACACUACUCCUAGUGCAGGAAAAUGAAAUAAAUAAAUUACAAAGAGAGAACUACGAACUAAGACAAGACAGACUACAUACACAAAAAACAAAAACGACUGACAUAGAUACAAACAUGGACAACAAAUUAAAAAAUCUACAAACAGAAAUUCUAAGGGCACUCAAAAGCAAUACACCCGUAGGUACCACAACAACAACGACGGCAACAACAUUAAACGCUACUCCCCUGACACCAACGACAAACAUAUCGCCAAACGAUUUUCCGGCCCUAGGACAAAGAACUUACGCCCAACUAACGAAAAAGCCCGCAAACACAACCACAGAAAUAACCAAAGACAAAAAGACAUGGACAACGCCGGAACCCUACAAAAAGUUUGACACAGUAAUUAAACUCAAAGAGGGGCAACAGGGAGACACACUUACAGAAUUAAAGAAACUCAUUAAAGCCAAAGACAUUGAAGGAACCCAAAUAAGACAUACACGGACUGCCAUAGUUUUAACAUCACAAACAAAGGACAAACAAGACGACAUAAUAAGACGCACACAGACAUCAGCAAAACUAGACAUCAAAGACGGAACAAGACAUAACGAACCUACAAUUAUACUGACCGGAAUUAGAAAAGGACUGACACACGAUGAACUAACGGACGGCCUGAAACUGGAAAAUGACGACCUAAACGACAACUUUGGUGACAGGCUAAAAUUAUUGACAGUAGUCUCGACAAGACCCUGCAGAAACCCAUAUAAAGAGAACGCCUACGUAAGAGGACCGACGGACAUAAUAAAAUACCUUUUAAAAACCGAAAAAUUUUACCUAGACUUCCAGACAAUUUACAUUAACGAGGCCACACAGCUAGCUUUAUGCUUCAAGUGCUGUCGAUACGGACACGUAUCGAAGUACUGUAGAGAACAGACAGCGACAUGCUACAAAUGCGGAGACGGACAUGACGGCAACACUUGUAACAAAGACACAGACAAAUACAACUGCAUAAAUUGUGAAAGACUAAGACUCAUACCUAGAAGACAUCAAGCCAGAGACAUAAACUGCCCCAUUUACGAACGAAAACUGGACGAAGCAAGGGCACAAACAUCUUACAACUAA